This is a messenger RNA of Dovyalis caffra, 234 nucleotides long. The record is from the annotation of a GenBank genome assembly. NCBI's taxonomy places the organism in Eukaryota, Viridiplantae, Streptophyta, Magnoliopsida, Malpighiales, Salicaceae.
AUGACAUCCUUUUUCCCGCCAGAAACGGUUAAAUCAGUCGAAGGAGAAUUAGGCAAAUCAGAUUUCACACCGAGAAAACUGGUUUUCACCGAGUUCGGCUUGUCUCCGGUCGUCAGUGCCUCGCCGCUGCCAACGUCGCCUCAGGAGCGUCUCCUCUCGCAAACCAAGCUACAUUUGCUUCCUCGAAGUCAAAGUCUCCCAGAAUAUCUCUGCGACAGGCUAGCACCAAAAUAA